This is a messenger RNA of Paraglomus occultum, 413 nucleotides long. NCBI's taxonomy places the organism in Eukaryota, Fungi, Glomeromycota, Glomeromycetes, Paraglomerales, Paraglomeraceae. The record is from the annotation of a GenBank genome assembly.
AUGGAUAGUAUAAACUCUAAUGACAUUCAUUUCUAUCAACCUCACAGUCAAGCUUUUAUCCCCUCUUGUGCCCAAUUUCUCAACAACUAUAACAACGGCUUCACAGAUGGAAAUGGGUCAUUGAAUACUGUUUAUUACGAAGAUGUGGGAAACAGUGAAAAUAGAGUCGACUAUUCAACCGUAAAUGAUAAUCUGGGCAAUCCAUUCUCCGUCUCUUAUUUAACCCCUCAAACAUUAGUUCAACCACCUUCCUCGUCUUCAGUUUUUCAGACCAACUAUAACUUGAACAACUACCGUGAACCCUCUAGUCGUUAUUCACUUCCCCAAACAUCAAGUCAAACACAAUCUACGUCUACCAAUUAUGGCUUGAACAACUACCGUGAACCCUCUAUUCGUUAUCCUCUUUCCCAAAC